CUAUAUCAGUACUACUUUAAAUAUAAUUAAAUUAAAAACAUUAUUAAUAUACUAUAUAUGAAUUAGAUAUUUUGUUAUUUUGAUAUCUGUUAUUUGUGGUUCAGUUUCGAAUUUCUGACUUCACAUUCGAGUACAUAUAAAAUCGUAUAUAAUAGAAUUAGUUAUGAUUGUCAUGUUUAUGCCACGUGUUAUGUUUAAGAAAGAAGUAAAGAGAUUGAUUUCUACAAUGACACACAAAUUUGCUGCUAUCUGUCAAAUGAGAUCUAUAAAUGAUAAGCAAAAAAAUUUAGAAGUAGUUUCCCAAUUAAUUCAUGAAGCUAAGCAAAAAAAUGCUUGCAUAGCAUUCUUCCCAGAGGCAUGCGAUUAUAUGGCUGAAAAUAAAAAAGAAGUAAUUGAAUUAGCAGAACCUUUAAAUGGUCCAACUGUUACUUGUUAUAAGAAACUUGCUGCCCAAAAUAAUAUUUGGUUAUCAAUGGGUGGUAUUCAUGAAGCAUUACCUGAUGAUAAAGAAAAAGUCUCCAAUACACAUAUUUUAAUUGAUAAUGAAGGCAAUUUAGUUUCCAAAUAUCGUAAAAUACAUUUAUUUGAUAUGGAUAAUAAGGAAACAGGUUUACGUUUAAUGGAAUCAGAUUAUGUUGUAAAAGGAGAUGAUAUAAUACCACCUGUUUGUACACCAAUUGGUAAUGUGGCUCUAAGCAUUUGUUACGACAUGCGUUUUGCUGAACAAUCUUUACUUUUAAGAAAUAUGGGAGCACAAAUUCUCACUUAUCCUUCAGCAUUUACUUUUCAAACUGGUGCUGCACAUUGGGAAAUAAUAUUACGCGCAAGAGCUAUAGAAACACAAUGUUAUGUAAUUGCAGCAGCACAAACAGGCGCUCAUAAUAAGAAACGUAUGAGUUGGGGACAUUCUAUGAUCAUUGAUCCAUGGGGAAUAAUCCUGGCACAAUGUGCUGAGAAAAUAGGUGUAGCUGUAGCAGAAAUAGAUUUAGAUUUAUUAACUAAAAUUCGAAAAAAUAUGCCGUGCGAAGAACAUCGUCGUACAGAUUUAUACUCGUUAAUAAGAUGUCAAAAAUAGUGAUUUUUAUAAUUGCUUUGGUAUUUAAAAUGAUUUAUUUUAUAUUUAUUUAGAUGUUAGAUAUUUGUACAUAAUAGAAUUUACUACAAUGUUUUUAAAUUAAUAUAAAUUACUCAUGUUAUAUUAAUUAUAUGAUAUAAAUCAUUCAUUUAAUGUUUUUAGAAACAUGUUGAACUUUUCAUAGCACUUCAUAAGAAUAUACUAUAUUGUUUAUGAAAAGAUUGGCUAGUAGAAUAUUAAGUUUUACUUUGAUGAUAUAUACUAUCACUUGUAUCCAGCUUACUAUGAGAUCCUGUAAAAUCUGUGUCUACUCCUUGUAAUGCCCAAUUAUGUUCACAUAUUUCUAAAGCUUCCCAUUCAGAUUUAAAAGCUGCUUUCGGAUCUGGUGGCAUCGACAUUGCUGCACCCGAUACUUGAUCUUGUAAAAGUCUAGAUGUAUCAGCAGCAUUAUUUUCACCAAGUACAAGAGUGUAGAUAGAACGUAAUCCAAAUACA
Molecule: messenger RNA, 1570 nt
Organism: Vespula vulgaris
Lineage: Eukaryota; Metazoa; Arthropoda; Insecta; Hymenoptera; Vespidae
Gene: NitFhit
Product: nitrilase and fragile histidine triad fusion protein NitFhit
Exons: 6
Coding region: 164-1075 (303 amino acids)
Biological process (GO): nucleobase-containing compound metabolic process
Molecular function (GO): hydrolase activity, acting on carbon-nitrogen (but not peptide) bonds, in linear amides; bis(5'-adenosyl)-triphosphatase activity
Source: RefSeq, a predicted model, not a curated record